This is a messenger RNA of Exophiala spinifera, 1035 nucleotides long. RefSeq lists its product as uncharacterized. Gene Ontology annotation, molecular function: FMN binding. The record is from RefSeq and is a predicted model, not a curated record. Lineage: Eukaryota; Fungi; Ascomycota; Eurotiomycetes; Chaetothyriales; Herpotrichiellaceae. Bases 1 to 1035 code for a protein of 344 amino acids. The transcript has 4 exons.
AUGUCUCCCUCGUCUCCAUCGAACCACCCUCCCGCACAUCUCCAACGAGCAAAACACGAAGCGUCCAUCAACCGCAAUCCACACCCCGACUUCCACCUCGUGCAGGCGUCACGACCAGACUGGAGGUCCGAGGACGCCGGUUACCACGCGUCGUCGUCGUCGUCGUCGUCGUCGUCGUCGUCUUGGACGUUUACAAAAACUCGCGAUCCAAACUGGACAUGGGGCCAGGGCGGCAACGACAACGGGGCGUCGCUGACCAAGGACCACGUCGAAAUCGACCCUUAUGCUCAAGGGCGGCCGUCGGCGUUUAAUUACAAAUUGCUCAUUUCAGGCUUCGUGCCCAGACCGAUUGGGUUCUUCAGUACGAUUUCCAAGGACGGCAAAUCCUCAAACCUCGCUCCAUUCUCCUACACCAACCUCGUUUGUUCGGACCCUCCGAUGUUCACCGUGGGAAUCUCGGGCGGUUUACAGAAUGCCAAAGACACGCUCAAGAAUCUCAUUGAUACGAGAGAAUGCGUCCUCAACAUGGUGUCGGAACACUUCAUCGAAGCCGCCAACGCGACGUCCAUCAACGCGCCCCCGGGCGUGUCGGAAUGGACGCUCUCGGGACUCCACGCCGCCCCCAGCACGCACGUGAAGCCGGCGCGGGUGAAGGAGAGUGUGUUCGCGGUGGAAUGCAAGCUGGUCGACGAGGUCAAGGAGUUUGAAAGCCGAGCCAAACCGGGCCGCAAGUCUGGUGCCAUGGCCCUUCUGGAAGGGGUGAAUUUCUGGGUGAGGGAGGAUGCCGUCAAUGAGGAUCUGAAUAUGAUUGACCCGAAUGUCCUCCGUCCAAUAUGUAGAUUGGGCGGCAUCACUUACGGACGGGUCACCGAGGGAUUUGAACUGUUGAGACCAGAUUACGAAAAGACAAAGGCGUCGGGAGCGUUGGACGACUCAACAACGACAGCAACGACCAUCGCCACCACCACACAGCUCGCUGGAUCAGGGGUCAAGGCUGAUGCACUGACACCGACACGCACCAAGGACAAGUUAUGA